Tripterygium wilfordii is the source of this 2721-nucleotide messenger RNA. RefSeq names its product nuclear pore complex protein NUP1. The transcript has 8 exons. Lineage: Eukaryota; Viridiplantae; Streptophyta; Magnoliopsida; Celastrales; Celastraceae. The record is from RefSeq and is a predicted model, not a curated record. Gene Ontology annotation, biological process: nuclear membrane organization. Bases 73 to 2325 code for a protein of 750 amino acids. Gene Ontology annotation, cellular component: nuclear envelope.
AACGACUAGUCAAAAAGCGCGCUUCCCAGAGCGCGUGUGUCAGUUCAUUCAGUGAACAGAAUUUAGGAAAAGAUGGAGAGGGACGCCGCGACGACGUCAUCGAGACCCGACGUCCCUGUGGAAGCGAGAGGCGCCGGCGGAAAGCUGAGGCGGCCACUCGCACGGAGGCCACCGUCCACACCGUACGCCCGGCCACAGCAGAAUGGCGCUCAGAAGGGUUGGUGGUUCGCUAGGCUAGUGGAUCCGGCUCGGCGGAUCAUAACCGGUGGCGCCACCUUAGUCUUUCCUUCGCUUUUCUCCAAUUCGGCAUCCCUGGAUGCUCUCCCCGUUUCCAGUAGCCAACAACAUCACGAUGACUUGGACACAGACGUGGAACAAAAUUCUGUCGCUGACAAUCACAAUUCAAAACUUGGUCUAUCGAGUUCAACCAGAGUUGAAGGUCCAAAAAGAGCAGUGGAAAGAUCAAAGAGUAGCUCUCACGUUGAAAGGCUUGAACAAGGCAGAAGGAGUGACCUGUCUGACGAUAACGGGCUUUCUGAAAUUGAACAGCUGAUGGAGGAUAAAAGCUUUUCUACUGAUGAGAUUAAUCGGUUGAUUGAAAUAAUGAAUUCAAGGACUGUUGAUCUACCUCAUGCUAAGCAAGAAAUAAAAUCUUCAAGCAUGGCUGCAGAACAAGAUGCUCGGGGGGCUCCAAUUGACCUCAAAAAUGCUGGAACUUCCAGUGAAGAGAAGCUGGAAAUUUUGAAUAAAGCUACCUGGAUUACAUCGACUCCUCUUCCCCAGUCAAUCUUGCGAGAUGAAGUUGGUGCUUCACCAAUUGAUAUUGCGAGAGCCUAUAUGGAAAAGCGAACUUCAGGAAUGGAUUGUGGUUCUAUCAAGUUAUUUCCAGAAGACGGAAGUGCACAAUCACAUAGUGAUGAAUUUGCAUUGAGACCAUACAGUCCUUCGCCCUUCCCAAAUCCAUCACCUUGCUGGCCAGGUGCUAGAGUACAGGAUCAACGUGAUAAUGUGACCCCAAGAAGUCAGCGAGGCAGAUUUGGGCUUCAAAGUUUUCCCCGAACCCCCUACUCAAGAAGUAUCUAUUCCAAAUCCAGGUCCAAGUUGAUGCAGUUACCAAGGGAUGGCAAUAGGGAGAUGAACAUGCCAUCAACUCCCUUGCAGCAAUCACAGAGUCCUAUUUAUGGGAAGUUGCAGUCCAGGAACAAUGACUUGGUUGAUGACCAUGAAUCAGUGGGACCCAUUCGCAGGACUCCGCGUAAAUAUUCCACAGCUGCUCGUCCUAAAUCUUCUAUGAGUGGUCCUUUGCAGGUUGACAACUUCCAUUUUUCUGAAGCCAUCUUCCCAACUGUCAAACGUACUAUGGGAACGGGAGAGAAAACUGGCGCUUUAAAAUUUCAAUUGGCAGACUGGAAGCCUCAGGGCUCUGAAGUGGAUGCUGCAGUUGUUCAUCCACAUUCCAGUCAGAUGGCUAAGAAAAUAUUGGAGCACCUCGAGAGAAACCCAGCCACUCCUACAGAUAAGUCUGCUGAGAUACAGCGAGUCACUACUUGGAAUAAACAACAUUCCUCUGACGUAACUGCUGUCAUCCCAAAUAAGCGUAAUGGCUCAAUGCACUUGGGUGGUUUUGAUUUUUCUGGAAACAAACAACAGGUUUUCAAACAGAACUCUCAUUGGAGUGAAAAUAAAGGGGACUCUCUUUUUAAGGUCCCUCCUCCUCGGGAGACUUAUGACAAAGUUAUGGGUGCUGUUAAACUAAAAAGUUCAGCUUCUGAUAUAAAAGAUGGUAAUGAAAUUACGAAUCUCGGUGAUGAUGCAGAGCCAACACAAGAAUUCUGGAAAAGUCAGGAUUCUCAAGUCAAAAGCGCAGCCGAGGAUGUUUCAAGGAUUGCUUCAAAUGGUGCUAGCUCUGAGGUCUUAAAUGCAUGGAACUCUAUAUCCCAACCUUCGACAGCAGGUUCUAAACCAGUUCUACCUUCAAUUUGUGUCACAAAGCCCGAACAGCGCUGGAUGUUUUCUUCAGAUAAUAGUUCAGGUUUUACAUUCCCUGUAUCUUCUUCUCAUGGGACGAUCUCCGAACCACCAACCCCAUCUGUGAUGCCAUCAUCCACAGCCAGUGGCCAGCUCCAGCCAAAAGAGGGAUCUUCAGUUGCUGCAUAUAGUUUUGGCACAAAGAAAUCUGAUCCUGCCCUUGUAUUUUCUUUCCCAUCUACAAGCAAUGCUGCCGCAGUACACGAUCCUUCUCCAAAUCUCCAGUUCAGCUUUGGAUCCGAAACGUCAGCAAGGAUAUCUUUUAGUUCAUUUGGGAAAGAUGCAAUCUGCCAUUAACUACACUUCUUAGUUAGGCAGUGGCCGCUAGUUGGAGUGGCGCACAUUUUAUUUUAUUUUUUAACAUUCUUCAUAAGUUGUAUCUCGUUCCCCUGACAUGGUAUUUUUUGGGGCCGAAGAGAACUUGAAACUGUUAUCUUGAAGCAUAAGUUAGCUGAAGAGCUCUUUGAACAGCCUCAGAAAGCUUAUUAGGUUUCCAUGGCUUGUAAAAUGUAUUCUCUAUUUCGAAUCCUCUACAAUAAUUUUCUCAUGGCAAGUUGUAAUGGAUCAUUGCAGGACGCAUCUGACCCUUGUAGAACUAGCUAGUUAAGCUAGAGAUCUUGAUUUUGUAAAACAAUCUGGAGAAUAUGGUGAGAACAUGUGAUUGAGAAAUCUUUGUACUGAUUUAAUCUUUCU